Oncorhynchus masou masou (cherry salmon) is the source of this 3319-nucleotide messenger RNA. RefSeq names its product SPARC-like protein 1. The coding region runs from base 327 to 2456 and encodes 709 amino acids. The record is from RefSeq and is a predicted model, not a curated record. Gene Ontology annotation, biological process: anatomical structure development. The transcript has 11 exons. Lineage: Eukaryota; Metazoa; Chordata; Actinopteri; Salmoniformes; Salmonidae. Gene Ontology annotation, molecular function: extracellular matrix binding; protein binding; calcium ion binding.
CCAGUUUGGGGGAUUUUAGUUGACCAUAGGAAUUACGCAUUACGGGUUUGAUUGAAUAAGCUCUCUCUCUCUCGCUUCCCUGCUUGGCCAUACUCAGUUGACUGUCUCCUCUGCUGUAGUCCACUGUCCACUGUCCACUGUUUCCCUUGACACAGAAGGCACAAAAGACCCUGAGAGGUGUGGUGUGUGUGUAGCUGGACGAAGCGUCAGUGUGGGAGAGACAGUGUGUGCACUUUCUUGGGUGAGAUAGUACAUUGUGUGUGUAUGUGUGUUUGCGUCUGUGUGACGCAGUCUCAAACCUCUCCUUGCAGCUGCCAACAUCAGGUAUGAGGAUCCAUUUACUGUUCCUUUGCCUACUGACCUCAGCAUUUGCUGUGUCUGUCAAAGGCAAACCUCAUGACAAACAUCAAGCUUUAUCCAAGUCCUCACACACAGCUAAAGAGAAGGACAUUGUUCCAGAUGAGGCCAAUGAGGAGGAGGUCUUGCCGACUUUCAUGACCUUUGAGUCUAGCAGUCAGGAUCAGGAAGACGAGGACAUGAGCUACGAGGACAAUGCUAAUGUUAAUAUGGGUCCCUCCAAUGAGGAAGGGGUGUUCGAGGUGUCUGAUAGUGGUGAGAGGAGCACCCCUGUCCUGCUGAGCGAUAAGGCACUGGUGGACCUCCUCCAGGGGGAGUCAGAGGAAGAAGAGGUGGAAGAGGAGGAGGAGGAAGAAGAGGAGGAGGGAAAGAUCGAGUCUGAGGAGACACAGUCUGAAGAGGAGGAGGGAGAAGAAGCGGAGGGAGACUUGGAAAAGGAGGAGGAGGAUGAGGAGGUGAUAGAUGGGGAGGAGGAGGUGGAUGUGGAGGCAGAGAAAGAGGCAGAAAAGGUGGAGGUGAUUGCGGAUGAUGAGGAGUCAGUUGAGGAUGAGGAGAAAGGAGAGGAAGAGGAGGAACCUGUGGUCGGGGACGGAGGAGUAAAGCAAGAGGCUGAAGUCGAAGAGACGUACAGCAACACCGAGCCGGAGAUUCCAGAGGAUCUGGACUACGCAGGCGACAGUGACAACACACAGCCCCUGGAAACCGAGCUUGAGGAAGGGAAAUCCCUCGCCGAAGACGCCCAGCUCCUCUUAAAUAAGGAAGAGGAGGCAAAGGUGGAGGAGAAAGAAGAACAAGUUAGCAAGGAAGAUGAAAUCCCCACUGCCACUGAUGACUAUGAGUCCCAGCAGGACAUACAAGAAGCCGAGGCCUCUGAGAGCCAGGAAGUGCUCGGACAGUACAAACUCCCUGAGGGAAGCAAGGACCAGCAGAAAGGUUCCAAGGACAAUUCCCAAGAAAAGGGGAACAAUAAAAAAGACGGAGACACAGACUCUGAACUCCAAGAGACAAAGAACAGUGUGGAUCUUGAUGGGACACAUCUUUCUGUAGAAGGGGGAGAAGAGAAGGAGCAGAAGAACAUAAACGAGAGCGCCAGUCACACCCUAGGCAAAGCUACGAAGCAGAUGAAGAACCAGAGGGUGAGGAAGCACCCCCCACAGAGGGAUGAGGCCCCGCCAGGAGAAGGAGUCCCAGACCACCAGGGGGAUGAAGGGGAGAAGGAGUACUACCGCACCACUGACAAUGCUGUCUACAAGCCCAAGCGGAGAAGAGCCGGGAAAUGGGCCCCUCUGGUGGGAAUGAACCCGGUCCAGAUCAGGGCGACAGUGGACCUCUACCCCAGCGCCAGGCCCUCUUUGGCGGCCAGCCUAUACAGACCCCAAGCCUCCGCUGCCGACCCUUGUGAGAACUUCCGUUGUAAACGUGGAAAGACCUGCAAACUCAACGAGGAGAAGAAGCCUAUGUGCGUGUGUCAGGAGCCUUCUGCCUGCCCACAGAGUGUCACUGACUAUGAUCAUGUAUGUGGAACUAACAAUGUCACCUACGACACAUCCUGUGAGCUCUUUGCCACCAAGUGCAACCUGGAAGGCAGCAAGAGAGGCCAUAGACUUCACCUGGACUACACUGGACCCUGCAAAUUCAUAGCACCGUGUAUGAAUGGCGAACUGGUCCAGUUUCCUCUGCGUAUGCGCGACUGGCUGAAGAACGUCUUGCUGCAGCUCUAUGAACACGACUCCAUGUCCCCUGGCUUCCUCACCCCCAAGCAACGCAUCAGAGUGAGAAAGAUCCACGAGAGUGAGAGGCGCCUCCAUGCCGGCGACCACCCCAUUGAGUUGCUGGCCCAGGACUUCGAGAAGAACUACAACAUGUACAUCUAUCCCGUGCACUGGCAGUUCGCUCAGAUGGACCAGCACCCUUCUGACAGGUUCCUGUCCCACUCUGAGCUGGCCCCCCUGAGGGUCCCGUUGGUCCCCAUGGAGCAUUGUACUUCCCGCUUCUUCCAGGAGUGUGACGCAGACAAAGACAAACAGGUGUCCUUCAGGGAGUGGGCCCACUGCUUCGGCAUCAAGGAUGAGGACAUGGAUGUCAACCUGCUCUUCUGAGUCCAAUCAGUACCUCAUCAAGCAACCAGCUUUAAUAUUCAUUUAACAAGAUCACCUUCAAUUAUGGCAGAACCACAUACCUUAAUUGGAAGAGAGAGAGACUUGCGUUGAUUUAAACUGUAUGUUUUUCGGGAUGCUCUUUAAGGUUAGACUGGUAGAACCAGCCUAAUCACUGUGUUCACCAUUAUAUUCAACUUCACGUAUCAGUCUGGAAUUUCUCCUUAUUGAAACUGUUUGAGCCUAUGUCUGUAAUGAGAAGCAUUAUUCAAAACCAAGUACAAUUGAUUAAAAAGUAAAAGUGAGAAUGUCCUUCCAUGUCUUAAGUCAUAGAUGGAAGAGGAGUUGUGUUGUUCAUGUUGUCUUAAAUCAGACUAAUCUAAAACAAAUUUGGAUCUAUAAAUAUGUGGAUGUUCUGUUAUACUGUAUGUAGAUACCGUAUAGCUGAUAGUGGUAUUAGUAGAGUAAGUUUUUUUUAGCAAUUAAGAAUGAUAUCAGUGUUAUGAACACAUUCCAAGAGGGGGAAAGUUUACGAGUGCUUUUUAGUAGAUGACUGACUACAAAACAGAAAUGGACUUCUAUGCAGGUGAGAACGAUCACUUUACCUUUUGACCAAAAUAUUACAGUAUUCGUUUUAAACAUUUAAGUGGGAGCGUAACAAUAUUUUUUUGGGUAUGAAAACCAUUUGUAAUUGACUGUCAAAAUAAAUGGAGCUGCCAAAAGGAGAAAUUGAAAUGGCAGUAAUGGAGUAGAACAUGUGAUGUUGACAGAAUUACUAAGAGUUGAAUGCUGCAACAGUUUUAUUUGUCUUGACUGAUAUAGCUACUUUUUUACUAACCUUUCUAAUAAAAGUAAUGUUGACCUCA